UCCCUCUCUUCAUCAUAUCCUUUCUGCCUCCCCAUGGCUGCGGCCACUCUCCCUCGCUCUCAUUCUCCCUUUGAUCCCUCUCUUGAUGCUAGGAGAAAGAAGGUAAAUGGACAGCAGAAGAAGGAAGAACUAGAAAGAGAGAAUAAUUUAAGAAAUAGUACGAUGAUUAAGGUGAUGAUGCUGCGAGAGAUGCUGGAUCAAGAAGAAAAGGCACGUGAGAUAUUGGAGCGUGUCCAAAAUGAUCAACACCGUGGCUCUGCAAUUAGCAUCCCCAAUUCUCUCCCUCCCAAGAUGAAGGACCUAUUAGCAGAACUAGCAAUGGUAGAAGGCGAAAUCUCAAGAUUAGAGAUUCAGAUAAGCCAUCUUCAGAUCAAUCUAAAACAAGAGCAGGAGGAAACAACAAGGCAAGCCGCCUGUGCAAGAUCAUGGCGAAACAUGAACAACAACUACAACAUAAACCCUAAAUCUAUACCUCCAUCAAUGCCAUCAUCGAAUUACCCUAAUUUUCCUCCUCCAAGUCCUAUGGUGAACAAAGGUGCUAACAACACGAAGAACAACAGAACUACUACGGAUCACAGUCAUGGCGAGAAGACGGCGCCGUUCGAGACAAAGGCUUUGCAUUUCAUCAACAAAGCCAUCAAGGGUCACGACUAUGUGAUCGGUACCUUCGACCCGAGCGAGAAAGUUGGAGGAUUUGACAAGGAAAGUAACAGAUCGAUCCAACAGGAAAGUGUCAAUCUCAAGAAAAGCAGGAUGAUGAAAUCGCCUUCACCUCUUCGCGAGCCUAGGUACUCUUCCCCUAAGCCUAAGGAUCGGAUAGCUCUGGACACGUCUCUUGACAUCCCGCCGAAAUCUCUAUCAAGCACAAUCCUAACAGAAGACGGUCAAAACAUUCAGAAUUGGCAUCCCAAUAAGCUGGCGGAGAGCAUCAUGAAAUGUCUGAACUUCAUUUUCGUUCGUCUCCUUCGCACCACACGAGCCAUGGAGCUUGAGAAAUCGGGACCCAUCUCAAGAGCCACACCUUUCUCUCUGAGCUCGAGAAGCUUCCGGGUAGACCAAACGACCACAAACUUGUCUAAAUCCAUGAAUCUUGGGGUUCACAAGGAAUCUAGACAGCAAGAUCCUUAUGGAAUCUUUGAUGCUGAAGCAUCUUUGCCUAGAGACGUCGGUCCUUACAAGAAUCUUGUGAUCUUCACUUCAAGUUCUAUGGAUCCCAAGUGCAUUUCGAGCUCGAGUUCCGUUUCUCUGAUAAAGAAAUUGAGGGUGUUGAUGAACAAUCUCGAGACAGUGGAUCUGAGGGUGUUGAAUCACCAACAGAAGUUGGCAUUUUGGAUCAACAUGUACAAUGCUUGUGUCAUGCAUGGUUUUCUACAACGCGGAGUUCCAAAGACUGCUGAGAAAAUGUUCGGUCUCAUUGAACAGGCUACGAUUAACGUUGGAGGCAAGAUCAUUAGUGCCAAUGCUAUAGAGCGUUACAUUCUAAGGAAACCAGUGUCUUCGAACAUGACCCAGCCUUACGACAAGAACGAGGAACAUAAGGAGAUGAUAAUUCACAAACUAUACGGCGUAGAUCCAACGGAUCCUAACAUCACUUUCGCUCUCUCUUGUGGAACUCGAUCCUCUCCCGCGGUGAGGAUAUACACAGCAGAAGGGGUGGUAACGGAGUUGGAGAAAUCAAAGCUGGAGUAUCUCCAAGCAUCGGUGGUGGUGACGGAGGCUAAGCGGAUUGGGUUGCCGGAGCUUCUCCUCCGCCACGCCGGAGAUUUCUCCGGCAGCCAAUCGCUCGUGGAAUGGGUUUGCAACCAGUUGCCGACGUCAGGUUCCUUGAGGAAAUCGAUGGUUGACUGCUUCAGAACCCAUCAUCAUCAUCAUCAUCAUCAUCAUCAUCAUCUUCAUGAUAAUAACGCCAAACCAUCGUCAUCAUCAUCAUCUCAUAUUGUUGAGAAGAUCCCAUAUGAUUACGAAUUUCAGUAUCUCUUAGCUAUUUAGUAGGAGAAAUAUUAAUUUCCGCUCCUUGUGAAGAUAUAAAUAUAUAAUGUGUUUCCUUUUCCAUUUUCUAGGGGAAAACGAUUGUAGUUUUUUUUUUAUGAUUUUUGGUUGAUGAUUAUGCACAUGUAUAUGUAAAGUGAUCAUGACGAUCUCGUGAAUAAGGAAAUGUAUAUUGUCUC
Messenger RNA from Tarenaya hassleriana, 2168 nucleotides. RefSeq lists its product as uncharacterized. Bases 34 to 1989 code for a protein of 651 amino acids. The record is from RefSeq and is a predicted model, not a curated record. The transcript is spliced from 10 exons. NCBI's taxonomy places the organism in Eukaryota, Viridiplantae, Streptophyta, Magnoliopsida, Brassicales, Cleomaceae.